Molecule: messenger RNA, 471 nt
Organism: Diversispora eburnea
Lineage: Eukaryota; Fungi; Glomeromycota; Glomeromycetes; Diversisporales; Diversisporaceae
Source: the annotation of a GenBank genome assembly
AUGUUCUUAUCAAUAAAACGUUAUGAGGAUAGCAUACACAAUAUAGAAAAAUCAGAAAAUCUUCUUGAUAAAAAUAAGGAAAAUAGUAUAGAUAAUCCAAUUAUUAUUGACAAUAGGCCAAAUAGUAUAGAGAAUCCAAUUAUUAUUGACAAUAGGAAGAAACUUGAAGCUGUUCCCAAAAAAGAAAUUAUUACAAAAUUUGUUCAAUAUCCUUAUUUUCUUCAUCGUACACAAUUUAUGAAUUUACCUGUUUAUUCGGAUAUUAGAAAUGGAAAAUCUCGAGUUUUGACAGUUAUAAGAAGAGUUGAAGGUGAUAUUCAGGCACUUCGUGAUGAUAUAAAGAGAGAGGUUUUCCCAAAUGAUACAGCCACUCGUUCUAUUAUUGGAAUUAAUCAUACCAAUAAUCAAAUUGUGAUUAAAGGUGAUCAUACCUAUAAAAUGAAAAAGUGGCUAAUCAAAAAAGGAUUUUAA